GCUGCAUUGUCUCGACUGGACAUUCACACUCAUCAGGUCAUCUGUCUAUCUAUCCAUCCCUCUGGGGAGAGAGAAAAGAGAGUGAAUAUCGCCAUCUGAAACUUUGGAAAAGUUUGAGAACUGACUUGAGCUGCACAUCCACUAUAACGGCGUCUUAUACGAGCUCAGAAGAAAAAUUACUGAGACCGAAAGACACAUAACAGGAUUUGUACGUAAAUAUUAACAGACUUUGCAUUCGAAGAUACCGGAGACAUCGGAGGACACGGGUCUGCCCAGCGGACCAAACCUCACGCAGCAUCACCAUGAGAUUCUUCCAUCCACUCUAUCUGCUGCUGCUGCUGCUCACAUUCCUGCUCAUCGCCAGCGCCGGAAAACAAGAUUUUCUCAACCUGAGGCGGAAAUAUCGCAGACACAAUUGUCCAAAGAAACGCUGUCUGCCUUUACACUCCAGAGUGCCAUUCCCUUGAGGGUUCACAACUCCUCAACUAUCCACAGCUAUGAUGUCUUGUCAAGCGUUAAGAAAACCAAAGACCAGUGAUGGACGGGAAAUGAUAUCAGACUCACUGAGGACUGUUCAUUUGCCCGUAUACUGUAACCAAGCCAUGCUAGUCACUUCUGUAAAGGAAGUGUAUUGUUUUAUGAAUGUUAAGUGAACAAGCCAUGGGGACAUCAACUGUAACCAAACAUGCUGAAAACUCAUCGCGCAAUCAGUUUGAGUUUGCCAGAACCAUUGUAAAUAGUAAGAACUGAAUGAAAUGUGUUUAUAUGUAAGUUAUGCACUUCAAAUGUUUUAUUAUUAUCCUGAUUAAAAAGUGUAUUGUCUUUUCA
Carassius auratus (goldfish) is the source of this 828-nucleotide messenger RNA. RefSeq names its product apelin receptor early endogenous ligand (gene apela). The transcript has 3 exons. The coding region runs from base 303 to 467 and encodes 54 amino acids. NCBI's taxonomy places the organism in Eukaryota, Metazoa, Chordata, Actinopteri, Cypriniformes, Cyprinidae. Gene Ontology annotation, molecular function: apelin receptor binding. The record is from RefSeq and is a predicted model, not a curated record. Gene Ontology annotation, biological process: heart development; apelin receptor signaling pathway.